CAUUCUUGCAAAAAUGCAUUAGUGCACCUACACGACUAUUAAUUGAAGGUUGAUAAUUCUUCAGAAUGUUUGAAUAACUAGAAUUUUCAGUGGUUUACUUAAAAUUGCAAAAUUUCAACAUGCACAGUAAAUAUAUACUAAAUUGACGAACGUCAAAGUUCUUUGUGUAGGGACACUUUGUCAAGUUACUGUAGAAUACAACUCUUCAAAUUUAGAGGAAAUUCCGUAAGAAAAAAAUCGACGAGAAGAACGACCGAAAAUGGCAAAUAUAUACGUCUCAUAUCCAAACAAUAAGUCAUGUAGAAAGUGUAUAUAUAAGGCUGAUAUCCAACAAAAUGUAUAUGCGGUGAUACGUAAUUUAGAGGAAGACAUAAAGUUCUUGCAUGGUGACAGUUUCUAUGUUGAAUGUAAUGGAAGACGUGUAAGUGUUGAUGAUCUAACAGAAGAGGGGGCAGUAUACAGAGUAUGGCCAAGGCUGAUUGGAGGCAAAGGGGGGUUUGGGUCAAUGCUGCGGUCCCUUGGUGCCCAAAUUGAAAAGACAACAAAUAGAGAGGCAUGCAGAGAUCUUAGUGGACGAAGAAUGAGAGACAUCAACAAUGAGAAAAAAUUAAAGGAAUGGGUUAACAAACAAGCCAAAGCAGAAAAAGAAGAAGACGUCAAAAGGAAGAAAUUAGAGAAACAUUAUGCUGUUGCAAAACCAAAAUUUAAUGACCCAACUUUUAUGGAACAGAAGUCACAAGUAGCAGAAAAUCUGGAAGAUGCAGUCUCAGCUGGUCUUGCCAGGGCUGGCACCAGUGCUGCAGCAGGCUCAAGUGCAGAUGCGAGGAAAAGAAAGGCCAAUACAAAUGGUGGUCCUUCUGACAAGAGGGCUUGGCUGGGAUUUGACCCCGAUGACCUUAGUGACAGUGAGGAUGAUGACAUUGAAGCGUCACAUUCAAGCGAAGAAAGCAGUAAUAGUGCAAAGGAUGAGGAACAGAAUUCUCCUGAAACACCCAAUGACUCAAUGGAUCUAUCUGAACAAAAUGGGAAAGUUGACAAAGAAGCAUGUGAUGAAAACAUUAAGAAUUCAGUAAAUAGUACAAAGGAGGAUGAAAAUGAGUCAACAAGUGAGAAUAAAAACACUAAAGAACAAAUGCCUGAAAUCAGAAUAAAUCCUGAACAACCAAUGGAUGGAAUUAAAGAAAGUAUGAAUGUCCAAAAUACUGAGGAACCUGGUAUAGCUGCAGCCCAGAGUGAUAGUCCAGUUGCAGAAAAAUCCCCAACAACAGAUAUUAGUGAGAGUGAGGCUGUUGACCUUGACCUGUUCAAAAGUGCAGCAGAACUAGAAUCAGUUGGUCUGGACAAACUAAAGAUGGCACUGAUAGCCCUGGGCCUCAAGUGUGGGGGUAGUAUACAAGAAAGAGCACAAAGACUUUUCUCUGUCAAAGGACUAUCAAAGGAUCAGAUUGACCCUUCUCUAUUUGCUAAGUCUAAAGGCAAAGGAAAGAAAUCAAAGUGAUUUACAUUGAUCAUUGACAUUAUUUUGAAACUCCUGAUUAUGAUCUUUGUAAUUUUUAAUCAAAAUAGCCGAUGUUUUUUUAUUUUAUUAGAACAUGUGUUGAAUAUGAACAGCUAUUAGUUUUAAACAGCUAUUGAAUAUUCUCAAGCACCAGCUCUACGUACGUACGUACGUCCGGAUAAUAACUAAAAUACAGUUGGCACGAUUUUGUUCAUAUUUUGUACACAUGUGCCCUAUGAGGGUAGAAGUUCUGCUCGAAAGCCGAAGUGGCCACUCGUUAAAAUAUGGCAGAC
Messenger RNA from Owenia fusiformis, 1791 nucleotides. NCBI's taxonomy places the organism in Eukaryota, Metazoa, Annelida, Polychaeta, Sabellida, Oweniidae. The record is from the annotation of a GenBank genome assembly.